Lacerta agilis (Sand lizard) is the source of this 4473-nucleotide messenger RNA. Its product is annotated as protein unc-13 homolog A-like. NCBI's taxonomy places the organism in Eukaryota, Metazoa, Chordata, Lepidosauria, Squamata, Lacertidae. The record is from RefSeq and is a predicted model, not a curated record. Gene Ontology annotation, molecular function: calmodulin binding; calcium ion binding; phospholipid binding. Gene Ontology annotation, cellular component: synaptic vesicle membrane; presynaptic active zone cytoplasmic component; presynaptic membrane. Gene Ontology annotation, biological process: synaptic vesicle maturation; synaptic vesicle priming; dense core granule priming.
CCUUCUGCUUUCUCCUUUUACCUUCCAGUCAAGAAAGCCAACUUUGACGGCCCCCAAGAAAAAUUCAACACGUACGUCACCCUCAAAGUCCAGAAUGUGAAGAGCACGACGAUAGCGGUGCGGGGAAAUCUUCCAUGCUGGGAGCAAGACUUCAUGUUCGAAAUCAACCGCCUUGACCUCGGGCUGACGGUGGAAGUGUGGAACAAGGGUCUAAUCUGGGACACGAUGGUGGGGACUGUGUGGAUCCCGCUAAGCACGAUCCGGCAAUCCAACGAGGAGGGUCCCGGGGAAUGGCUGACUCUCGACUCCCAUGUCAUCAUGACGGACAAUGAGAUCUCUGGGACCAAGGACCCAACUUUCCACCGCAUCCUUUUGGACACUCGCUUUGAACUCCCACUCGAUAUACCUGAGGAGGAAGCACGCUACUGGGUGAAAGAGCUUGAGAGGCUCAAUGCGAUGCGAGAUCAGGAUCAUGAGAAGCCGCUGCCAGUACCCGGAUCUCAGUGCUGCAACUGGAAUUAUUUUGGCUGGGGAGAUCAACAAAAUGACGACCCCGACAGCACCAUGGACGACCGGGACAGCGACUACCGGAGCGAGACCAGCAACAGCAUCCCUCCCCCUUUUUACACCACAUCCCAGCCCAACGCUUCGGUCCACCAGUACCCCAUGCGUCACCAGCAGAGAGCGGCCCGGGACUCCUACGCCGAUUCCAUGCAGGGCUACGAGAUGGACUACUCCGACCACCGCCCCAUGAGGCAGCAGCCCCUCUUGCCCGACAACCCCAAGUCACUGACUUGGAACGGCUGCGAUCUAGCCUACUGGGCAAAGUCCUUGGUCCAGUCCAGGAAAGCUGGUAUCACAUCAGCACUCGCAUCAAGCACUUUAAACAACGAAGAGCUAAAAAACCAUGUUUACAAGAAGACCCUCCAAGCCUUAAUCUACCCCAUCUCUUGCACAACCCCCCACAACUUCGAGGUGUGGACCGACACCCCCACCUACUGUUACGAGUGUGAGGGACUGCUCUGGGGCAUUGCGCGUCAAGGCAUGCGGUGUACAGAAUGUGGGGUCAAGUGCCACGAGAAGUGUCAAGACUUGCUCAACGCCGACUGCUUGCAAAGUGAGGAAAAAGUUUCCAAGCACGGGGCCGAGGACCGCACGCAGAAUAUUAUCAUGGUGCUGAAAGAUCGUAUGAAGAUCCGGGAGCGCAAUAAGCCUGAGAUCUUUGAGCUGAUCCAGGAGAUCUUCGCCGUCUCCAAGACCACACACACCCAGCAGAUGAAAGCUGUGAAGCAGAGCGUUCUGGAUGGUACCUCGAAGUGGUCGGCCAAGAUCAGCAUCACAGUGGUUUGUGCCCAAGGGCUUCAGGCGAAGGACAAGACCGGGUCCAGCGACCCGUACGUCACCGUCCAGGUUGGGAAGACGAAAAAGAGGACCAAGACCAUCUACGGCAACCUGAACCCGAUCUGGGAGGAGAACUUCCACUUUGAAUGCCAUAACUCCUCCGAUCGAAUCAAGGUGCGUGUCUGGGAUGAAGACGAUGACAUCAAGUCUAGGGUGAAGCAGCGCUUCAAGAGGGAAUCCGACGACUUCCUGGGCCAGACGAUCAUCGAGGUGCGGACGUUGAGUGGGGAGAUGGACGUCUGGUACAAUCUGGAUAAGCGGACAGACAAAUCGGCCGUCUCUGGGGCAAUCCGCCUGCACAUCAGCGUGGAGAUCAAAGGCGAGGAGAAAGUGGCGCCGUAUCAUGUUCAGUACACCUGCCUUCAUGAGAACCUCUUCCAUUUCGUGACGGACAUCCAAAACAACGGUGUGGUGAAAAUACCCGAGGCGAAGGGCGACGACGCAUGGAAAGUGUACUUCGACGAAACCGCCCAGGAGAUCGUGGACGAAUUCGCUAUGAGAUAUGGGGUGGAGUCCAUCUAUCAGGCCAUGACGCACUUUGCCUGUCUCUCUUCGAAAUACAUGUGCCCUGGGGUGCCAGCAGUCAUGAGCACUCUGUUGGCCAACAUCAAUGCUUAUUACGCUCAUACAACUGCCUCUACCAACGUCUCUGCCUCUGACCGUUUUGCUGCGUCCAAUUUCGGGAAAGAACGGUUUGUCAAACUUUUGGAUCAGCUGCACAAUUCCCUCCGGAUCGACCUCUCUAUGUACCGGAAUAACUUCCCUGCCAGCAGCCCGGAGAGGUUGCAGGACCUCAAAUCGACGGUGGACCUCCUGACCAGCAUCACUUUUUUCCGGAUGAAGGUCCAGGAGCUUCAGAGUCCCCCGCGAGCCAGCCAGGUGGUAAAGGACUGCGUGAAAGCCUGCCUCAACUCCACUUACGAGUACAUCUUCAACAACUGCCACGAGCUCUACAGCCGGGAGUACCAGACCGAUCCGAAUAAGAAAGGAGAACUCCCGCCGGAAGAACAAGGCCCCAGCAUCAAGAACUUGGAUUUCUGGUCCAAGCUUAUCACCUUGAUCGUCUCCAUCAUCGAGGAAGAUAAGAACUCAUACACGCCCUGCCUCAACCAGUUCCCCCAAGAGCUGAACGUCGGGAAGAUCAGCGCCGAAGUGAUGUGGAACCUAUUUGCUCAGGAUAUGAAAUAUGCAAUGGAAGAGCAUGACAAGCACCGGUUGUGCAAAAGUGCCGAUUACAUGAACUUGCACUUUAAGGUGAAGUGGCUGUACAACGAAUACGUCACGGAUCUCCCUUCUUUCAAGAGCCGCGUCCCCGAGUAUCCGGCGUGGUUUGAACCUUUUGUUAUCCAGUGGCUGGACGAGAACGAGGAAGUCUCGCGAGAUUUCUUGCACGGAGCCCUAGAACGAGACAAGAAGGAUGGGUUCCAGCAAACGUCGGAGCAUGCCCUUUUCUCCUGCUCGGUGGUCGACGUCUUCUCCCAGCUGAACCAGAGCUUCGAAAUCAUCAAGAAGCUGGAGUGCCCCGACCCGCAGAUUGUGGGCCACUACAUGCGCAGGUUCGCCAAGACCAUUAGCAACGUCCUGCUUCAGUACGCCGAAAUCAUCUCCAAGGAUUUUGCUUCCCAUUGCUCCAAGGAGAAAGAAAAAGUGCCCUGCAUCUUGAUGAACAACAUCCAGCAGCUGCGGGUCCAACUGGAGAAAAUGUUUGAAGCCAUGGGGGGGAAAGAGCUGGACACAGAAGCCAGCGAUAUCCUCAAGGAGCUGCAGGUGAAGCUCAACAACGUCUUGGACGAGCUGAGUCGAGUAUUUGCCACCAGUUUCCAGCCACACAUCGAGGACUGCGUGAAGCAGAUGGGGGACAUUCUGAGCCAGGUGAAAGGCACAGGAAACGUGCCGGCCAGUGCUUGCAGCAGCGUAGCCCAAGAUGCUGACAAUGUCUUGCAGCCCAUCAUGGACCUUCUCGAUAGCAACCUGACCCUCUUUGCGAAGAUCUGCGAGAAGACCGUCCUCAAGCGAGUGCUGAAGGAGCUUUGGAAGCUCGUCAUGAACACUAUGGAGAAGACGAUCGUGCUUCCGCCCCUCACGGACCAGACGAUGAUUGGCACUCUCUUGAGAAAGCAUGGCAAAGGGACCGAGAAGAGCAGGGCGAAGGUCCCCAGUCACACCGAAGGCACGCAGAUGAUCUUCAACGCAGCCAAGGAACUGGGGCAGCUUUCGAAACUCAAGGACCACAUGGUGCGUGAGGAAGCCAAGAGUUUGACACCCAAGCAGUGCGCCGUGGUGGAGCUGGCCCUGGACACUAUCAAGCAAUACUUCCACGCGGGAGGCGUCGGGUUGAAGAAAACCUUCCUGGAGAAGAGCCCGGAUUUGCAGUCUCUGCGUUACGCCCUCUCUCUUUACACGCAAGCCACAGACCUGCUCAUCAAAACCUUCGUGCAGACGCAGUCCUCUCAAGGGUUAGGGAUCCGGAUGGACGACCCUGUCGGCGAGGUCUCCAUCCACGUGGAACUGAUCACCCACCCUGGGACCGGGGAGCAUAAGGUCACCGUCAAAGUGGUAGCCGCCAAUGACCUGAAGUGGCAGACGUCGGGGAUCUUCCGCCCGUUUAUUGAGGUCAACAUCAUCGGGCCGCACCUCAGCGACAAGAAGAGGAAAUUCGCCACCAAGUCCAAGAACAACAGCUGGUCCCCGAAAUACAACGAGAGCAUCCAGUUUGCCCUGGGCACCGAGACGGGUCCGGAAUGCUACGAGCUCCAGGUUUGCGUGAAGGACUACUGCUUUGCCCGCGAGGACCGGACGGUGGGCAUCGCCAUCCUGCAGCUGAAGGACCUCCUGCAGAGGGGCAGCUGCGCCUGCUGGCUCCCCCGCCGCCGCAUCCACAUGGACGACACGGGUCUGACCGUCCUCCGCAUCCUCUCGCAGCGCAACAACGACGGGGCGAAGGAGUUCGUCAAGCUGAAGUCGGACACGCGGUCAGCCGAGGAGGGGAGCGCCAGUUAAGCCCCACUGUGCCCUGCUCUCCACCCACCCCCCUUCCCAGUCCUGUGGUCCGCCCGCCCCAUGGCCUGGUAG